UAGCAGCCACUCUAAGAAAACUAGUGAAUGGCGGAGGAGGACCGAGACGGCGCAACCGCCGCUAUAAGAAGCCCUAACCACCGAGAUUUAAUCAGCACUCUGCCUGAUGUGAUCCUCCAAACAAUACUCUCCUCUCUUCCAACAAAAUUCGCCAUCCGUACUUCCAUCUUAUCAAAACAAUGGAGGCAUGUAUGGUGCAAUACACCAUCUCUCAACUUCGAAUGGUGUGGGAAUUACCUCUGUGCUGAUUCCAUAAACGAAACCUUAUCUCACUACAAAGCUCCAAAGAUGAUGAGUUUCCACUUCUGUCUCACCGCUAUUAAAAACACUCCUUACAUUGAAAGUUGGAUCGAUUUCGCCAAGUCCCGAAACGUUGAAAAUAUGACGAUAGAUUUAGGUUCACGUGCUUCUUCUGAUUAUACUAUACCUGAUUCCUUCUACAUCAAUUCAUCUGUCAAACAACUUACUCUUCGUUUAGCGUUUCAUGAUCGGAUGGUUCCACGUGACACCGUAUCUUGGACAUCACUCAAGGAGCUAGUCUUGAGGAACUGUAACCUCUUUGACGGAUCUACUAUGCCUAAGAUUCUAUCUGGUUGUCCGGUUCUCGAAAGCUUAACGUUGUAUAUGUGCCGUUGCUAUAACUUCAAGGUUCUUGAUCUCAGCAAAUCGCUGCGUUUGACUACUUUAGAAAUCGCUAACAAUUGUUGGGUUUCGGGGCAAAUUCAUAUUGUUGCGCCAAAUAUCCAUAAUCUUACUUUGACUGUUCCUCCUUACUGGCCAUGUAAUUUAGUUGAUGUCUCGUCUCUAACGGAAGCUAGACUAGACAUUGGAUUUAACUCACAAGAAGCAUUUGAUGCUGAUUUUCUUCAACAGUUUGUUCAAAACAUGAUUGAGAAGCUGCGGAAUGUAGAGAAGCUUACUUUUGGGGAAAACUUUAUCAAGAUUUUCUCUCUUAUCGAGCUUCGUUGUCUACCUCUUCCGUUGUUCAAAUUCAAAGCUUUGACAUUUGAGACAAUGAUUUCUCAAUAUGUGAUUCCUGGUAUGGUAAAGUUGGUACAAAGCUCACAUGAGUUAAAGAAGCUAACCGUACACAUAAAGGAUGAGGGACGCAUCAUACCGGACGAGUUUCUUGACUACUACUUGCGUAGGCAUGGCUCGAAAACUGAUAAAACCUGGAGCUCGGAAGCGAGGGUCUUUAAGAACAUUAUCCGCGAGAAUGUUGAGUCGAUGCACAUGGCUUCAUUCAUUGAACUUGUGCUUAAAAUCACAAAGACUUUAGAGAAUAUGAUCGUAAUGUUUGGAAGUUAUCUUGAAGAAAGAAGAUUUGAAGAGUUGCUUGAUAUGGUUCCAGUACUUUCCCACGAGAACAAUAACGUCUCCAUUGUGCUUGGCUCAACCACCAAAUCAGAUCAAACGUUAUUUUUUCCAAUGAAAGUCAGAUCAAAUGUUUAAAUGUUAUAAGUUUUAUUAAGGGGUGGCUAUUGUUUUCUUUAUCAGCUAAGCCAAGAGGUUGAAUCUUGCAGUUUACUUAUCAAUACCAAGCAGAAUUAAACACAUGAAAAAGAG
Messenger RNA from Arabidopsis arenosa, 1566 nucleotides. Lineage: Eukaryota; Viridiplantae; Streptophyta; Magnoliopsida; Brassicales; Brassicaceae. The record is from the annotation of a GenBank genome assembly.